CGGGAGGAGGGCUGUGUCUCCGGCGCGGCGGUGCGGGUGCUCGACGGCCGCUGGCGGCUCCCCUCGGCGCGCGCGGCUCCCGGCCCAGAAUGCGCCGAGUGUGCGCCGUCUUCGGGGGCUCGCGCGGCAUCGGCAGGGCCGUGGCGCAGCUCCUGGCGCAGAAGGGCUACCGCCUGGCCGUCGUCGCCAGGAGCCUGGAGGCGGCCGGAGCCGCCGCCGGGGCCCUGGGCGGAGAUCAUUUGGCAUUUAGCUGCGAUGUUGCCAAAGAACAUGAAGUUCAAAGUACAUUUGAAGAUAUUGAAAAAAAUUUGGGUCGAGUUAAUUUCUUGGUAAAUGCAGCUGGAAUUAACAGGGAUAGCCUUUUAGUAAGAACAGAAACUGAGGAUAUGAUAUCCCAGCUUCAUACUAACCUUCUGGGUUCCAUGCUGACCUGUAAAGCUGCCGUGAAGAGUAUGAUUCAGCAACAGAGAGGGUCGAUUGUUAAUGUCGGAAGUGUUAUUGGUUUAAAAGGCAACUCUGGCCAGACUGUGUACAGUGCCAGUAAAGGAGGCUUGGUUGGGUUUUCACGUGCUCUUGCUAAAGAAGUAGCAAGAAAGAAAAUUAGAGUGAAUGUAGUUGCACCAGGAUUUGUUCAUACAGAAAUGACAAAAGACUUGAAGGAAGAACAUUUAAAGAAAAGUAUCCCUCUGGGGAGGUUUGGGGAACCUGCUGACGUGGCCCAGGCGGUGGUGUUUCUUCUAGAAUCUCCGUAUGUCACGGGGCACGUCCUGGUGGUGGAUGGAGGGCUGCAGCUUGUCAUGUGAUUGACAGUCGUUGGCUGCUUCAGUGAUGAGCGCCGGCCCUUUGGUGUUGGCUGGACAGUCAUGACUUCGUGGCUGACAUUUGCUGAUCGAGCCUAUUGAUGCUACAGAUGUUGAUUAUCAUCUUCAUAUAAAUAUGAAAAGAACAGUGA
Molecule: messenger RNA, 952 nt
Organism: Manis pentadactyla (Chinese pangolin)
Lineage: Eukaryota; Metazoa; Chordata; Mammalia; Pholidota; Manidae
Gene: CBR4
Product: carbonyl reductase 4
Exons: 5
Coding region: 90-803 (237 amino acids)
Biological process (GO): fatty acid biosynthetic process
Molecular function (GO): quinone binding; oxidoreductase activity, acting on the CH-OH group of donors, NAD or NADP as acceptor
Source: RefSeq, a predicted model, not a curated record